Messenger RNA from Rubroshorea leprosula, 1509 nucleotides. NCBI's taxonomy places the organism in Eukaryota, Viridiplantae, Streptophyta, Magnoliopsida, Malvales, Dipterocarpaceae. The record is from the annotation of a GenBank genome assembly.
UACAUACGAAACUCAACCCAAAAGUCUAAAACCAAAACACACCUUCUAGAGAAACCCACAAAAUCAUCAACACUUUUCCUCCUUCCUUCUUCUCUCUUCUUCUUCUUCCCCCAUGUCUGAUAAACCUAGAGAUCAUUUUUACUACAACCCUGCAUUCAAUACCGAUGGGAAAACAAGCACGUAUUAUAACCCUAGGGCUGCUUCUGCGGUUUCUUCUUACAUGAGCUUGACUGAUUGUUUACACACUACUACAUCCAUGGACUACACUUCUCUCGAGAAGGCCUUCGGGUUAUCGCCUUCAUCCUCGGAAGUCUUUUCUUCCAUUGAAGGCAAUCAGAAGCAGGUUAGUGUCGCCGGUGAUUUAGGUGGUGCCAGCAGCGAGAUUAUGACAACCACCACCCCGAAUUCCUCGAUUUCUUGCUCUUCCAGCGAGGCCGGUGUUGAAGAAGAUUCUGACAAAACCAAGAAAGAAGAGCAGUCACCAAAAGAGUCAGUAGAUGGAGGAGGAGAAAGCUCUAAGAAAGUGAAUAAAGGGAAGAAGAAAGCAGAUAAGAAGCAAAGAGAACCACGAGUCGCGUUCAUGACGAAGAGUGAAGUCGAUCAUCUAGAAGACGGGUAUAGGUGGAGAAAAUAUGGACAGAAGGCUGUGAAGAAUAGCCCUUAUCCAAGGAGCUACUACAGGUGCACCACACAGAAGUGCACGGUGAAGAAACGGGUGGAGAGGUCAUACCAGGAUCCGUCAGUCGUGAUCACGACAUACGAAGGCCAACACAACCAUCCGCUGCCGACCACGCUAAGAGGUAGUUCAGCGGUCGGCUUUUUCCCUCCGUCCAUGCUAACACCGAUGCCAAUGAUGGGCGCAACGCCAAGCUUCCCACAUGAACUCUUGAUGCAGAUUAAUCAAGGCCGCAUGAAUUUUAGUCAAGGCAGCGGUGCAGCAGGAUCCAUCUAUGCACAAAAUGUUAAUCCUUUUAAUCAGUAUCAGCAGCAGCAGCAGCAGUACCAACAACAUCAUGAUCAGGUUCCUCCUGACUAUGGACUAUUGCAAGACAUAGUUCCCUCCAUGUUCUUUAAACAUGAACCAUGACUUAAUUAAUCUUCACUCCUUCAAAAUCUUUUACUCAUUGUAAAUAUACGUUGAAUAAUUAAUUAGCUAGCUAGCUAGCUAAUUAAUUAGAUUAAUUACAUGAUUUUCUAUAUCUAACUUCUUCUAGAGGCCAAGAAAUAUUCUUGAUGUGAUGAUCAGUUCUUUGGUCUCAAUCAAAGUUAAGAGAUACAAGGAAUUACGCUAGCUUAUGCGUAAUGGGAUAUAUAUAUAUAUAGCUAGCAAGCAGGGUGAGGCUAAGAUAGCUUUCAUUUUUAAAGAAAACCUAGUUUUUUGAGAGCAAUAUAUAUAUAUUGAAGGCUUAAUGUACUGGAAGUGAUCAAUGAGAGUUAUUUAAUGUUUGUGUAAGAUCCUCCAUGCAAUUAUUGAAGAUAUUAGAGAGACAAUAUAUUAUAUUAAUCCAU